Gossypium arboreum is the source of this 1586-nucleotide messenger RNA. RefSeq names its product probable serine/threonine-protein kinase PBL15. The transcript has 5 exons. Gene Ontology annotation, biological process: protein phosphorylation. Gene Ontology annotation, molecular function: protein kinase activity; ATP binding. The record is from RefSeq and is a predicted model, not a curated record. Lineage: Eukaryota; Viridiplantae; Streptophyta; Magnoliopsida; Malvales; Malvaceae. Bases 98 to 1399 code for a protein of 433 amino acids.
UAGCCAGCCAAUCCAUUAUCACAUAUUUAAUAUAUCAUCUUCUUCUCUUAUAUAUACAUAUAUUCUUCUUAAUUUGUGUAUUUGCUAAAUAGUAACCAUGGCUACCACCGAAUCCUCAAAGCCUUGGAGACCAUUUACUUCAAAUUGUUGUUCAGCUGAUAACCAAACAAUUUUGGGCAAUUUCAGCCGUUGUAGGACAUCCAAAUCCGAUUUCUCAAAGAACAUUGCUCCGUUACCAUCGUUUCGACGAUUGUCAUUUUCCGAUCUUAGCCGUUCAUCGUCGAUACGUAUCAACGAGGAUCUCGCACAAUCUUUCGGUCCCGAUUUGUAUGAUUUUCAACUAAGUGAGCUACGGGCUAUAACCCAGAAUUUUUCUGCCAAUUAUAUGCUAGGAGAAGGUGGGUUUGGGACUGUGCAUAAAGGUUACGUGGAUGAGAAUUUAAGGCAAGGGUUGAAACCUCAAGCUGUUGCUGUCAAGCUUUUGGACAUUGAAGGUCUACAAGGACACCGUGAAUGGCUUGCUGAAGUGAUAUUGUUGGGGCAACUACGGCACCCACACCUAGUGAAAUUGAUUGGGUAUUGUUGUGAAGACGAACAACGUCUCCUUGUCUAUGAGUUCAUGGCCAGAGGAAGUUUGGAGAAUCAUUUAUUCAAAAGGCCGGGGAUCUCAACAUCACUACCAUGGGGAACCAGAUUAAAGAUAGCCAUUGGAGCUGCGAAAGGGCUUGCAUUCUUGCAUGGGGCUGAGAAUCCUGUCAUAUAUCGUGACUUCAAAACUUCCAAUAUCUUGCUUCAUUCUGAUUUUACAGCUAAACUAUCGGAUUUUGGACUUGCCAAGAUAGGACCUGAGGGCUCAAACACGCAUGUCACAACUCGCGUUAUGGGUACCUAUGGUUAUGCUGCCCCAGAAUACGUAUCAACAGGUCACUUGACCACAAAGAGUGAUGUUUACAGUUUCGGAGUAGUAUUAUUAGAGAUGCUUACAGGAAAAAGAGCAGUGGACAAAUCGCGGUGUAAGAAUGAGCAAAACCUAGUUGAUUGGGCUAAACCUUACUUAAAUAGUAGUCGAAGGCUGCGCUAUAUUAUGGAUCCAAGACUUGGCGGCCAGUAUUCAGUGAGAGGAGCAAAACAAAUGUCUCUUCUAGCUUUACAAUGCAUUAGUUUGAACCCAAAAGAUAGGCCGAAGAUGACAGUCGUUAUUCAAACACUUGAAUCCUUACUAGAGUACAAGGACAUGGCAAUCUCUUGUGGGCAAUGGCCUGUCUCCUCAAACUCUACUAAAAAGACUGGACUUCCUAGUUCUGCUCCUAAUUUUAGAGCACAAAGUAGAUCAAGUUCAGUUGGUGUUCAGAAUAAAAAACCCAAUUCAGCUGUUCCAACUCCAAGGAAGGUUGUAUGAUUCAUUCAGGUCAACCAUAAUAUAUAUUAUAUAUUUCUUUUGUAAUCUUUAAUGUAUUUAUGAUUGUAAGUAUAUAUAAGCAAGUUUCAAAAAGUAAUGCAGCUGUGCUUUGUAAAUAUUUGAACAAUGGGGACGAGCUGCUAUAUAUCAUGUAUACAAGUUUUCAAAACAAAAAAAAUUAAAGGAA